AUGGAAGCCAUCGAAGCGAGACGUCGUCAAGUUCCGAAUCUCGGAGGAGUUGGUGCAGUCGUUGGUGCUGGACAAGUUCGCGUUUAUCGUGUCCGCAAUCUUAUCGGGCGUCAUUUUCUCCAGUGUCCGUACUGUCUCGAGAGGGUUAGGUCUGAAAGACAGUACAAUGCUCACUUGGAAGCGUGCUUUGCUCUUCAUCAGUAA
Messenger RNA from Caenorhabditis remanei, 204 nucleotides. RefSeq lists its product as uncharacterized. Lineage: Eukaryota; Metazoa; Nematoda; Chromadorea; Rhabditida; Rhabditidae. Bases 1 to 204 code for a protein of 67 amino acids. The transcript has a single exon. The record is from RefSeq and is a predicted model, not a curated record.